AUGGCCGUCAAAGUUUUCUUGACCGGUGCCACAGGGUACAUUGGAGGCACGGCUCUCGACCACUUGAUCCAAGCGCACCCAGAGUAUGAGUAUACGGUUCUCGUCCGCGAUAAGCACCGUGCCGAGGCCAUCGGUGCCAAGUACCCCGCUGUCAAGUAUGUAUUUGGCACUCUUGACGAUCAUGUGAACCUGGAGGAGGCAGCUGCGAAGGCUGAUGUCGUCGUUCACACGGCCGAGUCGUCGGAUCAUUAUGCGGGAGCACUCGCCAUAGCCAAGGGAUUGAAGGACGGUCAUUCGCCUGAGCAUCCAGGCUACUGGAUCCAUACAUCCGGCACCUCCAUCUUGACGUGGUAUGAUGCCGAACACAAGCGUGAGGGCGCCGCUCCGCUCCCCAAGGAAAAGUAUCACGACAUCGACGACAUCGAGCGCCUCGUCACGCUCCCCGACGCCGCCCACCACCGCGACGUUGACAAGAUCGCCAUCGCCGCCAAUUCGGAUCUCGUCAAGGUCGCCAUCCUCUGCCCGCCAACCAUUUACGGAGCCGGGACAGGGCCGGUCAACCGGCGUAGCAGGCAGGUGCCCAGCCUGCUCGUAGAGGCCACGCAGGAUCCAUCCAAGAAGAAUGACGCGGACGUGUUUGGCCCUCAUGCCUACUUCUUCGUGGAGAACGGAUCACAUGCGUGGGCCGAUGUUGCGCAGUGGAUCGCCGACGAGGCGACCAGGCAGGGCUAUCUGCCUGUGUCGCAGGCGAAACGUGUUUCCGAGAAGGAGGUUACCUUGAUGGAUGAAGGCUCAGUGUCGUGGGGAAGAAACUCCAAGGGCAUAGCCAUGAGGGCCAGGCGGCAUCUUGAUUGGGAGCCACGGGGCGUUUCGUUGAAGGACACCAUUGCCGAGGUCGUGGCGAUGGAGGCACAUGAUCUCGGGUUGUCUCCCAAAGGAAAGAAGAAUUAA
Drechmeria coniospora is the source of this 951-nucleotide messenger RNA. RefSeq lists its product as uncharacterized. Bases 1 to 951 code for a protein of 316 amino acids. The transcript is spliced from 5 exons. The record is from RefSeq and is a predicted model, not a curated record. NCBI's taxonomy places the organism in Eukaryota, Fungi, Ascomycota, Sordariomycetes, Hypocreales, Ophiocordycipitaceae.